Messenger RNA from Ceratitis capitata (Mediterranean fruit fly), 685 nucleotides. RefSeq names its product protein CTLA-2-beta (gene cer). The transcript is spliced from 2 exons. NCBI's taxonomy places the organism in Eukaryota, Metazoa, Arthropoda, Insecta, Diptera, Tephritidae. The record is from RefSeq and is a predicted model, not a curated record. Bases 254 to 502 code for a protein of 82 amino acids.
UUUAUUUUAGUCAUCUCGUCAUUAGUGAAAUUGUUUUGUUUCUUAACUUUUUCACUUUUUUCUGCCUUUGUUUAUCACACAACCAGAAGUUAAACAAAGAAAUACUAUAUAGGACUGAUUGAGUCAUUUUUGCAUAUAUUAUCAGUAAUCAGAGCUGCUUUUAUAAAGCUAUUUUAUUUACAUUCAAAAGCAACAAGCAGAUAUAAGCGCAGUCGUUUAUUUACAACAGUAAAUUUCGCAUUAAGAAAAAAAGAUGUCGCUGGUUUCUGAUCAAGAAUGGGAGGAGUAUAAGUCGAAAUUUAAUAAGGCCUACUCCGACGAUGAGGAUAAAAUGCGUCGUGAACGCUAUAUAAAAUCAAAGCAAAUGGUCGAAGAGCACAAUAAAAAAUAUGAAAGUGGUGAGGUUACAUGGAAAAUGGCUAUAAAUCAUUUAUCUGAUUUAACGGAAGAGGAGUAUGCUAUGCGUUGUGGCAAAAAGGUGACGCCACCAACAGCCACCUAAGGUGUUAGUAUUAAUUAGUUUCUUGUAUUUAUACGCGUAUUUCGCAUUUAAACUUUUUUGACUUCGAAUAUUUGUGGAAAAAUGUUUAUUUUUAUAACAUAUAUGUAUGUAAAAUGUCCACGAAAGUAUAACUGACUGUUUCACAUAAAAUAUAAUAAAAAUUUUACCGGAAUGCCUUUCUUU